This is a messenger RNA of Coffea arabica (coffee), 441 nucleotides long. NCBI's taxonomy places the organism in Eukaryota, Viridiplantae, Streptophyta, Magnoliopsida, Gentianales, Rubiaceae. The record is from RefSeq and is a predicted model, not a curated record.
AUGGUCAACCUUACUCUUGGCAACUUGGUGAGAUGCAUUUGUGGAGGACGUCCCCAACAGUGGGAUCAUGCACUUCCUCAAGCUGAGUUUGCAUUUAAUAAUACCGGUCAGAGCUCAACUAGGAAAUUGUCAUUCUCUAUUGUGCAUGUGAAGCCUCCUAGACAUGCAGUUGAUUUGGUGAAACUUUCUAACAUUCCAAAAUAUAGUGCUGCAGUAGGAAAUAUGGCAAAGGAUACUGAAGUUAUACUGGAGGAAGUCAAGCAGAAGUUGGAAGCUACCAAUGAAAAAUUUAAAAGUAUUGUAAAUAAGCAUCGUCGUGAUGCAGAACUCAAAGUUGGCAAUGAGGUGAUGAUUUUUCUGCUAAAGAGUAGUUUCGAAUUGAUCAAUACCAUAAGCUGCAACCACGCAAAUAUGGUCCUUACAAGAUUUUGCAAGGGAUGA